Molecule: messenger RNA, 1314 nt
Organism: Anthostomella pinea
Lineage: Eukaryota; Fungi; Ascomycota; Sordariomycetes; Xylariales; Xylariaceae
Source: the annotation of a GenBank genome assembly
AUGGCUCACAACAACUUCCUGCUCGCCACCGCCCUGCUGCGGCUCGCCGCCGCUCAGAAGCCCGCCGCCACCCCGGACACCUACCCUGAGCUUACCACAUACCGGUGCACAGUAGCCGGCGGCUGCAUCGAGGCGACCAAUUUUCUGGUUCUCGACUCCGACGCCCAUGGCGUCACCCAAGCCGACGGCGCCGCGUGCGGCUCCUGGGGCAGCGCGCCCAACGCGACAGCCUGCCCGACGGAGGAGGCGUGCGCCGAGAACUGCGCCAUGAACACCGUCAGCGACUACAGCACGGUCGGGGUGACGACCGACACGGACGCGGUGCGCAUGCAGCUCAUCGUCGGCGACAACGUCGUCUCGCCGCGGAUCUACCUUCUCGACGAGACCAAGGAGCAGUACGAGAUGGUCAAGUUCACGGGCGGCGAGUUCGCCUUCGACAUCGACGCCACCCACCUGCCCUGCGGCAUGAACAGCGCACUCUACCUCGGCGAGAUGCUGGCGGACGGCGGCAAGAGCGACUUGAACACCGGUGGCGCUGCUUGGGGGACUGGGUACUGCGAUGCGCAGUGCUACGUCACCCCGUUCAUCAACGGUGUCGGCAACAUCGAGGGCAAGGGCGCCUGCUGCAACGAAAUGGACAUCUGGGAAGCCAACGCGCGCGCGAACCAGAUCGCGCCGCACCCGUGCAACCAGACGGGCCCGUACCUCUGCGACGUGGACGCGGGCGAGUGCGGCGCCGAUGGCGUGUGCGACAAGAACGGCUGCGGGUGGAACCCGUACCGGCUCAACCAGCCGGACUACUACGGCGAGGGCGCGGGCUUCGACGUCGACACCACCAAGCCGUUCACCGUCGUCACGCAGUUCCCCGCCGACGCCGACGGCCAGCUGACCGAGAUCCACCGGCUGUACGUGCAGGACGGCGCCGUAAUCAAGGCCGAGGUCGUCCAGAAGGAGGGCGUGCCCGCCGUCGACUUCGAGAACGACGCGUACUGCAAUGCCACGGGCUCGACGAAGUUCAUGGAGCUUGGCGCGAUGGCCGCGAUGGGCGAUGCCUUGACCAGGGGCAUGGUGCUGACGUUCAGCAUUUGGUGGGAUGCAAGUGGUAACAUGUCGUGGCUGGAUGGCGCGGCGGAUGGUGCUGGCCCUUGCAAUGCGACGGAGGGAAACCCGGAUACGAUCACGGUCGUUGAACCGCACCCUGAAGUGACGUUUAGUAACUUGAAAUGGGGCGAGAUUGGCUCGACUUUCUCGUCGGCUGCGGCAAAUGCGACACGAAAUGCGACACAGAGUUAUCUAGGUAGACGUUUCUAUUAG